CUCAGCGCCGGGACGGCCGCGCUCCUGAAGGGCACGUGUCUCGUCUUGUCUGGCUUCGUCUCGGCGGAGCGGGGGAGGACGGUGCGUCUGCCCCUCCGAGGGCUGCGCGACUCUUCACGGAGGCCGUGGACGUCCUGGUCCCGCGCGGGGCUACCGGGGCGGCUGCGCGCGUCGGAACCGGGGGUGGUCGGGGCCAGGCCCGGAACGCGGAGCGGGCGGGAGGGCGUCCGGAGAGCUGGGGCCGCGGCUCCCCGACACUGUCGGCAGCAGGACCGGGAGGGCUCGGCCCCGGCCCCAGCUCGCAGGAGCUGAAUGGCGGCCGGGCACCCUGGGCAAAGCGUUUCUGCAGCUCCGUGUUCCGGUGCUGAGCGGGAACGGUGUUGUCAAGGUGGUCGUGAUGCGGGAGGUCCCGCGUGUGACCCGGCGCGGGGCUGGCGCGGUGAGCGCGGAACCACCCGGUAGCCCUAGCGCUUCGCUCUGGCGCGCGCUGGGCGCCGUUCCUGACCGAGCGCCGGCGGGUUUUCCAGUCGUCACUGUCCUGGCGCUACUGCUGCAAAUGCCGCGGACUGCCUGUGCCUGGAAGGCGCGCGUGGACGGCCAGGCAUCGGCCCGACGAAGCUGAUAAUGCAGUAAAAUCAGAUUGGCAGCGUCAGGAGGGGCCGUAUUUUGGGGUCUGGGAGAGCCUCUUGAGACAGAAAGAACGGCCGUAACCCCAGCGAGAUCCCUCUGCAGCCUCGGCCUCAGCCACUGCGAGCUGAGAUGGAUUUCCUCCGUACGUGGGUUACAUGGGAGUGCUCAGUGCUGGGCCUGAGGUUGCACCCAUGCAUAGUGGCAAGGGCAACACAGUCCUUAGUCUCCUGGAAUCCGUGUUAUCUCUGCUGGUGUCUGGCCGGUAAAAUGGGGACUGUGAGCUCUCAGGUGCACGAGAGACUGAGGAAGAAGAAGCAUCUCUUGGUCCUGGGAAAGGGAGAGGACUCAGGAGUGGGGAACAGUGAGCAGUGUCCAUCUUGGGAAAGGGAGAGGACUCGGGAGUGAGGAAUAAUGAGCAGUGUGUCUCCAUCCUGGGAAAGGGAGAGGAUGCAGAAAUAAGGAAUAAUGAGCAGUGUUUGUACCCUCGUUUUACUUCCUGGGCGAAAGGAAACAUACGUGAUAAAAACCUAUGUCCUUUGUUGUUUCGAACAGUGACAGGAUUCUGAUCCUGCCAACCAUGAGAAGGUUUGGGGAAACCAACAUUGACUGAGCCCUGAUCAGGCUCUGUAACCUGAUUCUUAGUGUAGCUGUAUCUCAUUUAUCCAUCACAGCAUCCCCAGGAGAUGGGGUUAGGAGAUAGCAGUACUAACCCACUACCAGGGGCUCGACUGGUAUACAUCACGUGAUCCUCAGAGUCAUAACAGGAAGUCUGUAUUAUCCCCACAGCUGCAGAAGGAAGGCUUGGAGAAGCAAUCUGACCACGAUCACAUCCCUUAUCCACCCCUCUUUUUUCAGAGGUGGGGGAGUCUCACUAUGUUACCUUAGCUAGUUUUGAACUCCUGACCUCAGGGAUCCACCUGCCUCAGCCCCCCAAGUAGCUGGGAUUACAAGUGCUAGCCACUGCACCUGGACAGAAUCACAUUACUUUUAAAUGGCUGGUCUAGGAUUCAAACCCAUGUCCAAUUAAAUAUCCCAAGAUGCAUUCCAUGGUAAGUCUGUGUCAAUUAUUAGUUCUCUGAAGGAAGGACUUAAUCUAAUGAAAUAUUUUCUGUAUCUACUCCCUGGUUUUUCCCACAGAGCCAGGGCCUUGAGUAGCUUAUCUUUGACUGGAAGGAGCUGUGGGGUGGACUGUUGCCUGAAAGGACCCUUGAACAUCUGUGAGGAAACGACUAUUCUGCACGGAGGCUUCCUGCUGGCUGAGCAGCUGUUCCACCCCAAAGCUCUGACAGAACUGACCAAGUCUGACUGGGAGCAUGUUGGGCGGCCCAUCGUGGAGGCCUUGCAGGAGAUCUCCUCGGCUGCAGCACAUUCCCAGCCCUUUGCCUGGAAGAAGAAAGCUCUGAUCAUCAUCUGGGCCAAGGUUCUGCAGCCCCAGCCUGUGACCUCUUCCGACACGGACACUCGGUGGCAGGAAGAUGUGUUCUUCUCAGUGGGCAACAUGAUCCCCACCCUUAAUCACACCGUCCUCUUUGAGCUGCUCAAGUCCCUAGAAGCUUCUGGACUCUUUAUCCAGCUCCUGAUGGCCCUGCCCACCACUGUCUGCUGCGCAGAACUCGAGCGCUUUUUGGAGCACGUGAGCAUUGACACGUCCUCCGAGGACGUGGCCUUCUUCCUGGAUGUCUGGAGGGAAAUGAUGAAGCACCGGGGUAAUCCGCAGGACCCCCUGCUCUCCCAGUUCAGCGCAAUGGCCCAUAAGUACUUGCCUGUCUUAGAUGAGUUCCCCCGUCCUCCCAAGAGGCUGAGGUCAGAGCCGGAUGUGUGCCCCACCAUGCCCCUGUUGGCCAUGCUGCUCCGCGGGCUGGUGCAGAUCCAGAGUCGGAUCCUGGGCACAGGGAGGAAGUGCUGUGCGCUGGCCAACCUGGCCGACAUGCUGAGCGUGUUUGCACUGACCGAGGACGACCCCCAGGAGGUGUCCGCAACCGUGUAUCUGGACAAACUGGCCACGGUGAUCUCUGUGUGGAACUCAGACACCCAGAACCCAUACCACCAACAGGCGCUGGCGGAGAAGGUGAAGGAGGCAGAACGGGAUGUCAGCCUGACCUCACUGGCCAAACUCCCCAGCGAGACGAUUUUCGCGGGCCUGGAAUUGAUGCGCGCCCUGCUGGGGGAGUGGGGGGAGGAGCUGCAAGCCACGCUCUGCAGCAGCCAGGGCACAAGCUAUGACAGCUACCGGCUGUGCGACAGUCUGACUUCCUUCAGCCAGAACCUGGCGCUCUACCUGAACCGUGCCAGCCUGCCCGAGGAGGAGAGGCAGGUGGCCUCUGAGCUGGCAGAGUGUGUCAGGGACUUCCUGAGCAAAACCAGCAGGGUGCUGAAGAACAGGGGCUCCCAGGACAUCACGGCUUCCAUUGCUAUGGCCAUCAUCCAGCAGAAGAUGGACCGUCACAUGGAAAUGUGCUACAUUUUUGCGUCUGAGAAGAAGUGGGCUUUCUCAGACGAGUGGAUAGCCUGCCUGCUGAGUAACAGGGCACUCUUCAGGGAGCCAGACUUGGUGUUGAGGCUGCUGGAAACAGUCCUAGAUGCCAGCACCACUGACAGAGCCGUCCCCAAGCCUCAGAUCCAGCAAGUGCUCCACUCAGUCCUGGAAUGUUAUGCAGACCUCUCCCUGCCAGACAAAAACAAAGUCCUUGCAGGCAUCCUGCAUUCCUGGGGGAAAAAGGGCCUGUCUGAAAAGUUGCUGGCCUACGUGGAGAGUUUUCCAGAAGACCUCAAUACGACCUUAAACCAGCUCACUCAGAGUGCCUCCGAGCAGGGCUUGACAAAAGCUGUGGCCUCCGUGGCCCGCCUGAUGAUAGUGCACCCGGAAGCCACGGUGAAGAAAAUCUGCAGCCUGGCUGUGGUCAAUCUCGGCACCCACAAGUUCUUGGCCCAGAUUCUCACCGCCUUCCCUGCCCUUCGGUUUGUGGAAGAGCAGGGUCCGAAUUCAUCUACCACUUUUAUGGUGUCGUGCCUCAAAGAAACUGUCUGGGUGAAGUUCUCUACACCCAAGGAGGAAAAGCAAUUUUUGGAGCUCCUGAACUGCCUGAUGAAUCCCGUGAAGCCCCAGGGGAUUCCAGUGGCUGCUCUGCUUGAACCAGAUGAGGUGCUGAAGGAAUUUGUCCUGUCAUUCUUGAUGUUAGAUGUUGAAGAGGUGGACCUCAGUCUGAAGAUCUUCCUCCAGACUCUAGAAGCAAAUGCAUGCCUGGAGGAAUACUGGCUCCAGGCCUGCUCCCCAUUCCCACUCCUCUUCAGCUUGUGCCAGCUUCUAGACAGCUUCAGCAAGUACUGGCAGCUCCCCAAGAAGAAGCGGCGUUUGUCUUUGCAGAGGAAGGAUCUGGCGGCCCAUAUCCUGGAGCUCCUGUGUGAGAUCGUAUUAGCCAAUGCCGAGACCUUCUCCCCGGACGCCUGGAUCAAGUCCCUGUCCUGGCUCCACCGCAAGUUAGAACAACUCGACUGGACUGUGGGCCUGAGACUGAAGACCUUCUUUGAGGGACACUUCAAGUGUGAGGUGCCAGCCACACUUUUUGAGAUCUGUAAGCUUUCUGAGGAUGAGUGGACCUCCCAGGCCCACCCAGGGUAUGGGCCAGGCACAGGGCUCCUGGCCUGGAUGGAGUGCUGCUGUGUCUCCAGCAGCCUCUCAGAGAGGAUGCUGUCUCUCUUGGUGGUGGAUGUGGGUAGUCCUGAGGAGGUCAGGUUGUUCAGCAAAGGCUUUCUUGUGGCCUUGGUGCAAGUCAUGCCUUGGUGCAGCCCUCAAGAGUGGCAGCACCUUCACCAGUUGACCAGGAGGCUGCUGGAGAAACAGCUGCUCCAUGUGCCAUAUAGCCUGGAGUAUAUUCAGUUUGUUCCUCUGCUCAACCUGAAGCCCUUUGCCCAGGAGCUCCAGCUCUCUGUACUCUUCCUGAGGACUUUCCAGUUUCUCUGUAGCCAGAGUUGUCAAAAUUGGCUUCCUCUGGAAGGCUGGAACCACGUGGUCAGACUCCUGUGUGGCAGUCUGACCAGCCUCCUGGACUCAGUCAGGUUGAUACAGUCAGUCAGCCCUUGGGCACAGGGACAAGAGCAGGACCUGACCCAGGAAGCCCUGUUUGUCUACACCCAGGUGUUCUGUCACGCUCUGCACAUCAUGGCCAUGCUCCACCAGGAGGUCUGUGAGCCACUGUAUGUUUUAGCCUUGGAAACUCUCACCUGCUAUGAGACUCUGAGCAAGGCCAACCCUUCUGUCACCUCCUUGCUCCAGAAGGUGAACGAGCAGCGCUUCCUGAAGUCCAUUGCUGAGAACAUCAGCCCCGAGGGGCGGCGCCAGACCCUGCUGCAGAAGAUCAGCAGCUUCUGACCUUGGCCUGUAGCAGAAAAGCUGGCGCUCAACAUGGCGGGUCCAUAGGGGCCAGACCCACGCAGCACGGACUUUACAGCUGCGUGAAACUGUCUACAGGAAAUCAUGGCAAUAAUGGUGUAAAGAAAAUAGUUUCUUAGGUAUUUAUAAUGUACAAACUAUAAUAAACAUUCCCUUUUGCA
This is a messenger RNA of Sapajus apella (tufted capuchin), 5181 nucleotides long. It is a transcript of the gene GEMIN4, whose product is annotated as gem nuclear organelle associated protein 4. Gene Ontology annotation, biological process: spliceosomal snRNP assembly; rRNA processing. Bases 1727 to 4999 code for a protein of 1090 amino acids. The record is from RefSeq and is a predicted model, not a curated record. Gene Ontology annotation, cellular component: SMN complex. Lineage: Eukaryota; Metazoa; Chordata; Mammalia; Primates; Cebidae. The transcript is spliced from 2 exons.